GACAUUCAAGAAAUAAAAUUUGCAGCGGGUAAACAAUAUUUGUUUCAGAAAACUUUUCUUAAGUGCAAUACAGUUUGUAGAUGAAGUGUUUGAAUACUAACUGAGAUAAUGAGUAAAGAAAAUGGGAUGUUGUAGUUAAACCAUUAGGUAUAUCCUAAUUUAUCAUACCUGGAGAGAACUUCCAGACACAGCUUUGUGUUAUGGCGUGGAGCAACACAGCGGAGAAUUGUAGAGACAGUAUCACAGAGUUGUUUAAACAUCUUAGUUGCCUCCACUGCACCUCAAACAACAAAAUAUCCCUACACCAUCCAAAGGCGCCAAAGUUACAAGCCCAGCGGAAAGCCCUGAGAACUCUUUAUGAUGUUCUGUUUGGAUAUCAUCUGGGAGAUCUGAAACACGAUGACCGUCUUGCACUUUUUCAUUCCAUGCCCCCUGAUCUGUGGAUGUACGAGUACAUGUACGAUCUCCGCAGGGGAAGACAAUUUGACAAAGCAGACAAACUUGAAGGACUAUUCACAAAGCUCAAGAAUGAUGACGGUGUGGACUUAUCUGAUCUAGAUUCCAUUUUGACGGUGCUUCUCUUGCUGGCUGACUCUCAUCCACAGCAAUCGUCACACGUCAUUGGUCACGGAGAACAACACCUUCCCGUUGUUGUUUACAAUAUAAAGGAUGAGCACCAUCUUCCUCAGGGUCCAACUCUUUACCAUGACACAGCGGUGUACAAGCCAGCCAGUCCAUUCUACAUGCAUUAUCCUAGGAGUCUGUUUGAGGGAGAGCCACUAACAGAUUUGGGAUAUCUAUCAAUGGAGAGCUCACUUUCGGAUGACCUUGACCUUUCAUCAAAAGGCUCACUGUUUGGAGGUUUGGUUCAGCCAAAACGAGUAGCGCUCAACGACAAACUAGAAUUACCAGACUUUCCUGAAAGUGGUGUAUUUGAGAUCCACAUCCCCCAGCGGAGGGAUAAGCAGAUUGCCCCUGAUGCUUUGGAUUUCUCUGUGAUGUCCAGUGGGUUUAUAUCCGAUGUCCAGCUCCGUCCCAGCACGGCUCACUGGGACGACUGUCUGAAUGUCACCCAGAGUCAGUUCUACACUUGGGACAAGCGAGGAAGGCGAGGCCCAACAGAAAGGCCAUACAUGACAGAGCUGGGUUCACAGUGCGUCCAGGAGUGGUGUCAGAUGAAGAGGAGGGAACUGUGUGUGUUCUCCCCGAACCUUCAGCCCCCACCCAUCAAAAAGUUCACCCCCAGGCAGGUGACUCAGGACCUCCUGCACCUGAUGAUCGGAAUCCCCUCACACCUGUUUGUAAUGAACAAGGAGUUGCAGACUUUUCACCUUGGUGAAGGAUGUGAAUUACGUGGAUUGUCUCCGGAGGCUUUCCAGAAUCUUGUCUACGACUUCAUCGACUGUGGAACGUGUUAUUGUCGUCUGCGAGCUUUCUGUGCCUCCAGCACGGUUUAUAAUGGCGGGUUAAUCUUCCAAGCAUUCCUGGUCGCUCUGAAUCGGGUGCUCCAUCAUUAUGUUGCUGUUGUCCUCUCCAUUAAAGACAAUCUCAACAUUUUGAAUCUCAAGUUUCUCUGUCACAAUCUCUUCACCCAGAUGAAAUAUUUAUCAACCCUGUGUCGCUGUGAAAACCCUGUAGGAAUGCAACAGUUGGAACAGUUUCCAAAGGGGGUAGAACUGCUGAGUUAUCUGUAUCAGGAGACGGCAGAAUCCAUAAACACAGACAACUAUCCCAUGAUGCUCUCUAUACUGCAGACUUCCUGUGGCCCGUAUAACUUGUUUGUGAAAGAAUGGGUCUACCAUGGAGAGAUGCACGACACUUACGGAGAAUUUAUGAUAACUGUUAACGAUGAUUAUCUCAGGUUCAGGGACAAGCAUUACUGGACCCACAGUUACACAAUGACCGACCGUGAUGUAGAGUUUGUCCCAGGAUUUCUCCACAACUUAGCCAGUGAUAUUUUUAUCUGUGGCAAAUCCCUAAAUCUGCUUAGGACAUGCUCUCCGAAUCAUUUCCUUUGUGAAGUGAAGGAGUUGGAUAUCCCUAGAAUCUCCUUGACGUUCUCCGAGAAUGAACUCCAUAAUACGAUGACUCAGUGUCAGCUCUACAUCAGCAAGAUGAAGCAGAUAGCCCGGCAACAGACCAUGUCUAGACAAGCGCUGGAGGACCAGGCUGUUAAGAGGAAAAGAGACCUGAUGAGGCGAGCCAAGGCAGCAGCCACACAGGAAGUGGAACGGAUACGGGAAACUAUUAUGAAGAAUAGAUCUCUAGUUGAUGCAAAGAAAAGAGAACAGUUUGCAAUUCUAAAGAAGCAGAUGGAGUUAGAUCUCCAGAGACGGUCUGAUUCUGUUUCCAUGGAGAAGAAGGCAGACCGAGAGAGAAUGGAAUUGUUACAGAUUCAGGAGAGAGAGAUGACAGAAAAAGAGAAAGAAUUAGAAGCUGAAGCUAGGGCAGAGAUCAUUAAUUACUAUGCUACUCUGACGAAGGAAGCAGCCCUGAGAGAAGAGAGAGCUAUGUGGAAGAUACGACGGUCAGUCCUGGAUGAGGCGAGACGAGAUUUCCUCUCCGAAGAUGAAAAGGCAUGGAAGGAGGAAUUCAAAGCUAACCCAGAGGGCAGGAAAAUUGACCGAGCUUUGUUGGAGUUUAGGAAGUCAGAAGAUGACGAAUCAGACUUGCCACAAUGGGCACGGAGAGUAAUAGCACAGCCAGCGCCACUGAUCCCAGCAGUAGAAGAACCAGAGGAAGUCGACCUACCAGCCUGGGCGACCAGGAGAUUGUCAAGCUUGAAGAUGCAUGAGGAAGGGGGCAAGUCAGAACAGGAGCAGGAUUUGUCCCAGGGGAGAAAGGUGAACCUGGAAAGUGAGGAAUCCCCAACUAAACCUGCCAUCCACGUCUUCCAAGAGCAUCAUCCAUCCAAAGAAUCCGCUGACAAUGGAACCUCCAAACCACAGAUCCACAUCGUGCCGGAUCGACAUGCCUCGAAAGAAUCCAAGCCUGUGGACAAGGUGAAAGUUGGAGUGAAACUCUCCACUCAAAUGAGUGCAACCACAGAGACAGAGGCAAAAGAAUACAAACCACACCUGAAGCCACAGGAUGAUAUGUACUCCACAAAGGAAUCUACAGAGACCAAGGAGGUCAGCUUCCCCAAGUUGAAAGGUCAGACGGGGUCAGGCGUGUCAGCUGAGACCCAGGAAAAGGAGUGGAAGGUGAAACCAGCGAGCAUGUUUGGUCAUGUCAGUCAGCUGUCCAAACAGGAGGUCCAGAUCAACAUCCCGAGGCUCAAAAGGCCCGAGGAGAUCUACGCAUCACUGGAAUCGGACUACAAGGACUACGGAAUCAAACCAAGAAUCAGAAUGAAUGAACAGAUGUCGGCUACAAAAGAAUCCACAGAGAGUGCUCCACAGAGAUCGGGGAUCAAAUUCUCCCAUGUAAUGUCCGCCACGAAGCAGUCUGAGUGGGUCGAUGUGGACAAGGCCAGGCUGGAGAAGUUUAAGCGACAGAACAUCCACGGCCACUCGUCUGAUUCUACGGUUCAGGCCCUGCUUUACGGACCUAAAGCAGACAAAGUUGUAAAUGACCAGCCUUUUCUUCCGCCUCUGGAGUGGAUGGCAUCGGGCCAAUACUGCCCUGUUCCGUACCAGGAUAACUGGGACAUAUGUGGUCAGCCCCCUGCUGUUGAUUUGCUGCUGAUGUCAUCAGGGAUGGUGUACGGUGGACACGGGGAUUAUGGAAUAUCUCAAAUGACGGAUGUCUCCGUGUACAAUUAUCUGCCCCUGACAGAAAUCAUGGAGCGAUCAGUUGUGGCGCCACUAGUCUCACAGAUAUCGUUAGUGAACGAGAGCCUACUGGACCAUUUCUUCGCACAGUUACAUUUGAUGGAGCACCUGAAGGCACUCCGACGUUAUCUUCUCAUGGAAAACGGAGACUUUGCACAGAUACUGAGUGAUAUCUUGUUUGAAAAGAUUUCCUCCAGUCUUAGUGCCAGAGAAACUCUGACGCCACUGUUUCUAAACAGUGCCCUAUCUAAAGCUCUCAAGUCAUCCACACAGACAGACGACAAACUGGCAGAAAAUGUCAGCUUUGCCUUCAAGUUUCCUCCAGGACUUAUCACAGAGUCAGGGAAAUCCAUUCUAGACUGCUUGGAACUCCGUUACUUAGUUUCAUGGCCAGUGAAUAUUGUUAUCACCGAGGACUCGAUCAAUAAGUACAACCAGAUCUUCUCCUUCAUGCUGCUCCAGAAACAGACAGUGUGGGUUCUCAAAGAUGUCUGGCAUCGACUCAAACGUACAGCUCUCCUUCACAAGGCAGGGAAUGCCUCCCAGUUCAGACGUCUUCAAUUGUACAGACAAGAGAUGCAGCACUUUGUGAGGGUAAUGCAGAGUUACAUCGCUCAUCAGGUUAUAUUUGUAACAUGGAAUGAGUUUAAAGCCUCCCUCAAGUCAGACUUGCACAAUCUGGACAACUUGGUCAGAAUUCACGAUGACUACCUCAACCGUGCCAUUUUUAGGUGUUUGUUGAACACCAAAGCGACCAAGAUCAUGAAGAUAAUCCGCGACAUGUUCGGCCUGAUCCUUCAGUUCCGUUUGCUGUUGGUGGCAGCUGAUUGGACGAGGGAUAAAGCCACAGGAGAGAUGUCACAUGCAAACUUCAAUCAUAUGCUUAAGUGCUUCCAGAACUUUAAGCAGUACUCUGUUUUUCUCUUCAAAGUUAUCAGUAAACUGGUGAAGCGUGGGUACCAGUCACAUCUCCAGGACUUCUUGUUACGACUCAACUUUAACGAUUACUACAAGGACACAUAGGAAUUCGCACUCCAUCGAUUACUAUAAAGACAUGUAAUACACGACAAGAACCCCAACAAAUGAAAUGUCCAUAGGGGACUAAACAGUCCUCAGUUUUUCUGUGAUAGAAACUGUCUAGUGAUGAUAUCCCAGGUGAUGACUUAUUUAUGGAAUUUAGCAAUAAAUUUCUUAUUCAAUAAAUA
Molecule: messenger RNA, 4978 nt
Organism: Ostrea edulis (European flat oyster)
Lineage: Eukaryota; Metazoa; Mollusca; Bivalvia; Ostreida; Ostreidae
Product: gamma-tubulin complex component 6-like
Exons: 31
Coding region: 201-4796 (1531 amino acids)
Biological process (GO): spindle assembly; mitotic cell cycle; meiotic cell cycle
Cellular component (GO): spindle pole; gamma-tubulin complex; centrosome
Molecular function (GO): microtubule minus-end binding; gamma-tubulin binding
Source: RefSeq, a predicted model, not a curated record